Lathyrus sativus (Indian pea) is the source of this 660-nucleotide messenger RNA. The record is from the annotation of a GenBank genome assembly. NCBI's taxonomy places the organism in Eukaryota, Viridiplantae, Streptophyta, Magnoliopsida, Fabales, Fabaceae.
AUGGACGCGCUUGGAUUUGGGAAUGGAUUUAGCGGCUUCUGGAAGUGGAAUCCGUCACCGGAAUCUCGACGGCGUCGUAUUCGCUCUAAUUCGACUUCGCCUGGUUCCGUCGUCGGGGGUGGUUAUCAGUUCCCGGUGAAGCAGGCGAUAACCGCCGCCUCACUCGCCCUUACUGGUGACACAAUUGCUCAGAUCAGUAACCGGUGGAGCAAAGCCAAAGAGACUGAUGAAAAUGCAUCUCAGGAUGUAUUGUCGAGGCUUCUUUCAGAACACGAUUUGUUACGUGCUCUGCGAAUGACUUCCUAUGGAUUCCUUUUCUAUGGUCCUGGUUCGUUUGCUUGGUACCAGUUGCUUGAUCAUUGUCUCCCCAAACCAAAUGUCCAGAACCUAAUGCUAAAGGUUUUACUAAACCAGAUUGUGUUGGGUCCGUGUGUCAUUGCUGUUGUCUUUGCAUGGAACAAUUUAUGGCAACAGAAGCUCAAGGAGCUUCCAGAAAAAUACAGAAGAGAUGCUCUUCCAGCUUUACUUUAUGGGUUUAGGUUUUGGGUCCCUGUCAGUGUGUUAAAUUUCUGGGUGGUGCCUCUUCCAGCUCGAGUAGCUUUUAUGUCAAUGGGCUCAAUAUUUUGGAAUUUUUACCUAUCAUCAACUAUGAACAAGUAA